UCCCGUUUGUUUUAAAGGACUGUCACAUGAGCCUCGUCACGUGUCAGAGGAUCGACCAAUCAGCUCUCAGCAGCUCCGGGCUCUUUCCUCCGUGAGGUUGACGGCAGAUUCCGUCGUUUUUUCGGCGACUUUCAGGUAUUUUGAAGUGAUCACGUGAUCAGAAGACCUCUGUUCUGUGGAUUAGGACCUGAUGCUCUGCGGCCUCAGGUCUGUAACUGAUCUGCUCCUCAGGACCGUCUCCUCCAGCGGAACAUGGCCACAGACGGGGUCCUCGCUCGUGGGACCCUGGGGUGGACCUCCGGGGGAAACUUCACCUCCUUGUGUCCCAAUGGAACCAAAUGGGUUUGGGACGGGCUCGGGGAGUGUGCCCAGGAUGGGCGGGACAUGGCCAGCGUCUACCUGGGGCUGCUGUCCAUCGUCUGCUUCAUGGUGUCCUCCCUCCCGCAGUACUGGAACUCGUGGAAGAAGGGGAACAUGGACAGCGCGCUGUCCGUGUGGUUUCUGCUGCUCUGGCUGGCAGGAGACUCCUGCAACCUGGUGGGCUCGUUUCUGGCAGACCAGCUUCCCCUUCAGACCUACACAGCUGUUUACUACGUUCUGGCGGACCUGCUGAUGCUCACCAUGUACACCUACUACAAGCUGAGGAACCGCAGAGCAGCAGGUAGGACGGCUUUGAACGCGGUGGGCGUGUCCUGCAUCCUGGGCCUCUCUGCCAGCCUCACCCGUCUUCCUGGACUGAGCCCCCAGCCGGAGAUGAGUCCUUCCGGGUUCAGAAGUCGCUCGCUGCUGUCGACGGCCGACGCGGGCGCCAUCGCCGCUUUCACCACUAAGGAGAUAGUGGGUUUCUCCAUCGGGUCGCUGUCCUCCGUCCUCUACCUCUGCUCCAGACUCCCACAGAUGUACACCAAUUUCAGGAGGAAGUCCACGGAGGGCGUGUCCUACUUCCUCUUCGCUCUGGUCAUCCUGGGAAACGCCACGUACGGACUCAGCGUACUGCUGAAGAACCCGGACCAGAGUCAGGGGGAGAGGAGCUACCUGGUCCACCACCUGCCCUGGCUCAUCGGCAGCCUGGGAACCCUCAGCCUGGACCUCAUCAUAUCCAUACAGUUCCUGAUUUAUCGGAACCCUCCGGACCAGAACCCGAGCCUCCACCAGGAAGAGUCGGCGCCGCUGAUCGGCUGAAGCUUGACGGACUGGAGUUCAGACUCUCCUCCUCCUAAAAUCUGAUCUGAUCUGAGUUUUUUCUUGAAGGUGAAUCCUGAUCCUGUUUGUUUACAGCAGAUCCUAAAUCUGCCCCCCCCUCUCCAGCCGUUUGGGUUUCUGUCCUUCAUGAAGGACGCAGCAGUUUCUCAGCUGGAGGCUCCUCUGAUGGAGCCGUUGGUGCCGUCAGACCCGGGUUCUGCGGGUUCUGAUGUUUGGCUUCAUGCGGGGGUCCGGCCAGAAUCUCUAAAGGGUGGAUCUCAUUUUCCUCCAUGAGUGUUCUGGUUCCGAAGGUCACGGUUCUACUCCGUUUGCACAAAAGCACUAAAGACUUUCAGAGGAGUUGGACGGUUUUCAGUUUCCUGUAAAGAUUAAAGACCUGACUCCGC
Molecule: messenger RNA, 1589 nt
Organism: Oryzias latipes (Japanese medaka)
Lineage: Eukaryota; Metazoa; Chordata; Actinopteri; Beloniformes; Adrianichthyidae
Gene: slc66a1
Product: solute carrier family 66 member 1
Cellular component (GO): membrane
Molecular function (GO): basic amino acid transmembrane transporter activity
Source: RefSeq, a predicted model, not a curated record